AUGGCAUCCAUUCCUAAUCACCAAACAGCAGCUCUCGUGCAAGAUCCUGGUGAAAACUUCAAGAUCUUGAUCCGCGAUGACAUCCCCGUCGGCGAACCAGGGCCAGAAGAGAUCCUAGUCAAGCUAACGUGCACAGGUCUCUGUCACUCCGAAGUCCGAGCCGUUCUAGCUUGGGCUGCCUACAAAUCAAUAAUUGGACAUGAAGGUGUGGGGACAGUUGUCAAAGCGGGCACCAACGUUACUCCAUCGCUCCUCGGUCAGCGCGUCGGCGUCAAGUGGCUUUAUAGUGCCUGCAAAGAAUGCUCCGUCUGUCGGAGAGGGUUCACCCAGAACUGCCCCAAGCAGGUAAACACCAGCCGCCACGUUCCCGGCACGUUACAGCAAUAUGUCGUUGCCGAUGCCCGGUUCAUCACGCUGAUUCCCAAGGGGCUUGCGGAUGAGAUCGCCGCUCCCAUUCUCUGCGCUGGUCUAACCAUGUCUGGGGCUUUGGCGCAUCUCGAUCACGAGCUCCGAGCUGGGGAUUGGAUUGUGAUUUCCGGGUCGGGCGGCGGACUGGGUCACAUAGGGGUGCAAAUUGCCGCGCGGGUGAAGAAGCUCCGUGUGAUUGCGAUAGAUAGUGGGGAUUCCAAGCGAAAACUUAGCCUGGACUCUGGAGCGGUAGCAUUUGUGGAUUUCAAGACGGAGGAUGUCACGGCGCGGGUAUUGCAAUUGACCGGAGAGGGUGCUCAUGCCACAAUUGUCGUGCCUGGGACCAAGGAAGCCUUCCAGAUAGCACCAUCAUUAGUGCGAAAUAUGGCGACUAUUGUAUGUGUGGCCUUGCCCCCGAACCAAAUGGAUAUUCCGAUUUCUGCCACUAUCUGUGCCGCUCGAGGACUGACGAUUAAGGGCUCUUCAGUGGGUACUGAGAGUCAAUUGACGGAGCUGCUGAAUUUGGCCUUGGAGGGAGUGAUUACUCCUGCCAUUGAGGUAUUUGACUUCGCUGAAACUGAUAGACUUAUUCGCCAACUCACCAAGGAUGAGAUUAUGGGUCGGGCAGUGGUUAGGAUUCCGGUAGACUAG
Penicillium verhagenii is the source of this 1059-nucleotide messenger RNA. RefSeq names its product zinc-dependent alcohol dehydrogenase. Gene Ontology annotation, molecular function: oxidoreductase activity; zinc ion binding. The coding region runs from base 1 to 1059 and encodes 352 amino acids. Lineage: Eukaryota; Fungi; Ascomycota; Eurotiomycetes; Eurotiales; Aspergillaceae. The transcript has 3 exons. The record is from RefSeq and is a predicted model, not a curated record.